AUGAAUAAAAUUAUGAGCCUGUUCGUGCUGGUCGCCAUUAUCGCCUUCGCCAGUGCCAAACCUCAACCGAAACCAGACGUCCUGGCGUACAACUUGGCUGGGGUACCGGUCGUGGCUGCUGCUCCUGCUGUCGCCAGCUAUGCGACCGUCUACGAGCAAACGUUCCACGGUAACCUGGCACCAGCCUCAUACGUUGCGUAUGCAACCUACGACCCAUUCGUGCCAACUCUGCCCGUGUCCGUCGGAGCACCCGUUCUGUUGAAAAAGUAGACCCCAUCCGAGGGUAAAUAAAUGUGCUGUUUUUGA
Anopheles nili is the source of this 306-nucleotide messenger RNA. RefSeq lists its product as uncharacterized. NCBI's taxonomy places the organism in Eukaryota, Metazoa, Arthropoda, Insecta, Diptera, Culicidae. The record is from RefSeq and is a predicted model, not a curated record. Bases 1 to 270 code for a protein of 89 amino acids. The transcript is spliced from 2 exons.